Verticillium alfalfae VaMs.102 is the source of this 1209-nucleotide messenger RNA. Its product is annotated as alpha-galactosidase. NCBI's taxonomy places the organism in Eukaryota, Fungi, Ascomycota, Sordariomycetes, Glomerellales, Plectosphaerellaceae. Gene Ontology annotation, biological process: carbohydrate metabolic process. The transcript is spliced from 4 exons. The record is from RefSeq and is a predicted model, not a curated record. Bases 1 to 1209 code for a protein of 402 amino acids. Gene Ontology annotation, molecular function: hydrolase activity, hydrolyzing O-glycosyl compounds.
AUGCUCUGGUUCUACGUUCUCGCAACAGUCGCUCCCGUUUUCGGGGCGAGCGGUUCUUCCAAGAGAGCCCAAAAGCCGCAAAUGGGCACGUGCAAACCUCACAUCUCCGUCCGUGAACGAGACUUUACUGAUCUUCGGGCAGGGUGGAAUUCUUGGAACACCUUCAAGCUCGGAAUCAACCAGACGAUUGUCGAAGGAACCGCGCAAGCUUUAGUGGAUACUGGACUUCGUGAUGCUGGCUACACGUACCUAGUCAUGGAUGAUGGCUGGCAAAAUCUUACCAGAGGUCCGGAUGGGAGGCAACAAGCCAAUGCCACGCGCUUUCCCUCCGGCCUUAAGGUACUUGCCGAUGAGGUCCAUAAGAAGGGCCUCAAGUUUGGCUUAUACAGACUGGGGUAUGGACUAUCUGAAGGAUUCUACGGCAAUACCCGACCACUCCAGGAGCGCUUCCAAAUCAUGUCUCACGCUUUGAAGAACACAGGUCGCGACAUCUUCUACGCAGUUUGUCAAUGGGGCCACCAGUGGCCCUGGUACUGGGCCGACCAGUUCACUGAUUCAUACAGAAUGUCUGGGGACAUCCACGCCAAGUUUCGCGAUGACGGGAACUCCGUCUGCAAGACUGCCUACUGUCUCAACACUGGCUACGCUGGUGUUAGCGUUCUGACCAUGAUUCGCAAGAUGCGCGAGAUCUCUGGAUUCCAGAAGAAAGGCUCCUGGGCUGAUAUGGACAUGCUCGAGGUUGGCGUCAACCGCAACUUCACACUUCACCAGGAUCAGACCCACCUGAGCUUCUGGGCAGCCUUGAAGAGCCCUCUCAUCAUUGGUGCGGACAUAAGAACAAUCAGAAAAUCUUCUCUCGAUGUGCUGUUGAAGAAAGAUAUCAUUGGAAUCAACCAAGAUGACCUCGGGGUAGCUGUCUCUUAUGUAGCUGAACUCUCCAAAGAGGACGAAAUCCAGGUCUGGGCUGGACCUGUGAAGUACAAAAAGUACAAUCAUGUUGUGCUUGCUCUCAACUACAAUGUGGUGAAUCACACCACUGAUAUUGAGCUGCCAUGGUCAAAACUUCCCGGGUUCCAGGGUUGCAAGAACGGUAAUGUCCGUGUCAGAGAUGUCUGGGAGGACAAGGAUCUGGGAUCUCAGAAAGAAAGUAUUUCCCUCCAGGAGGUGACGCAGGAUCAAACGAAGGUGUUGCUGCUUUUCUGCAAGUAG